This is a messenger RNA of Choloepus didactylus (southern two-toed sloth), 2332 nucleotides long. RefSeq names its product transcription elongation factor A3 (gene TCEA3). Gene Ontology annotation, cellular component: nucleus. The transcript has 11 exons. Lineage: Eukaryota; Metazoa; Chordata; Mammalia; Pilosa; Megalonychidae. The record is from RefSeq and is a predicted model, not a curated record. Gene Ontology annotation, biological process: transcription elongation by RNA polymerase II; DNA-templated transcription. Bases 152 to 1201 code for a protein of 349 amino acids. Gene Ontology annotation, molecular function: nucleic acid binding; zinc ion binding.
GGUAGGGAGAGAGCCCCGCCCCUGCCAGGCGUGUGUGUCGUGUGUGUUUGGGGCUGUUGCGGGGUGUGCGCUUUCGGGCUUUGCGCCUCCUGCCCCCGGGGCCCGGCUGCAGCCCCAGCUCCCUUCGCCCCGCCGAGCGUCGCCAGCCAACAUGGGCCAGGAAGAGGAGCUCCUGCGGAUCGCCAAAAAGUUGGAGAAGAUGGUGGCCAGGAAGAACACGGAAGGGGCCUUCGACCUUCUGAAGAAGCUGAACAGCUGUCAGAUGUCCAUCCAGCUGCUCCAGACAACCAGGAUUGGGGUUGCCGUCAACGGGGUCCGCAAGCACUGCUCAGACAAGGAAGUCGUGUCCUUGGCCAAAGUCCUCAUCAAAAACUGGAAGCGGCUGCUGGACUCCCCUGGACCACCCAAAGGAGAAAAAGGAGAGGAAAGAGAAAAGGCAAAGAAGAAUGAAAAAGGACAUGACUGUUCAGGCUGGAAGCCAGAGGCAGGCCUUUCUCCACCAAGGAAAAAACGAGAGGAAGAGCCCAAAGACAGGAGAGAUUCUGCUGACUCCAAGUCUUCUGCAGCCUCAUCUCCAAAAAGGCCAUCGAUGGAAAGAUCAAACAGCAGCAAAUCAAAAGCGGAGACCCCCAAGACACCCAGCAGCCCCUCGACCCCCACGUUCUCCCCCUCCGUCUGCCUCCUGGCCCCCUGCUAUCUCACAGGGGACUCUGUCCGGGACAAGUGUGUGGAGAUGCUGUCAGCAGCCCUGAAGGCGGAUGAUGAUUACAAGGACUAUGGAGUCGACUGUGACAAGAUGGCAUCAGAAAUCGAAGAUCAUAUCUAUCAGGAGCUCAAGAGCACAGACAUGAAAUACCGGAACCGCGUGCGCAGCCGGAUCAGCAACCUCAAGGACCCCAGGAACCCUGGCCUGAGGCGGAAUGUGCUCAGUGGGGCCAUCUCCCUCGGGCUCAUUGCCAAGAUGACUGCAGAGGAAAUGGCCAGUGAUGAGCUGAGGGAGCUGAGGAAUGCCAUGACCCAGGAGGCCAUCCGUGAGCACCAGAUGGCCAAGACGGGCGGCACCACCACCGAUCUCUUCCAAUGCAGCAAGUGCAAGAAGAAGAACUGCACCUACAAUCAGGUGCAGACACGCAGCGCUGAUGAGCCCAUGACUACCUUUGUCUUAUGCAACGAAUGUGGCAAUCGCUGGAAGUUCUGCUGAUGGACCCACCAGCUAGAACUGCAGUGAACAAGGUGAGGAAGAACAAGGAGGAAGUACUAAGCCAUUUGAACUGGAGACAAAAUAAAAAUGAAAAUGAAGAAAAAUGCUGAACUCUGAAUGGGGUAGUAGGGAUCAGAGGGAGAAUUCUUUUGCAAAUUAAUGAUCAGUCAUUAAUAACAAUUGGCUAAUAGGGGAAGCCUAAUUGGGGUGACAUGCCAAGAGUCUGUGUUUGCAAACCUCUUGUAGAAACUCAGAGACUUCAGAGCCUCAUAGCUGAGAUGCCAUGUUUUUGACAAGGGAAUGUCAGAUCUUUGCUUUGAGUUGCUUCCUCGCAUCUGAACCUCUCAGCCUUUUCUAAAUUGAGAAACCCUAGAGUUGCCCAAGCAGAACAGUUGGUACAUGGUUUGGCUUAGGCAGAUAUGACUUAAACACCAUGUAGAAAUGUUUCUUCCCUACACCCUCGUCUCUUCCCAAACUCUCUGCUGUUCCCUGUUCAUAGCUGGCUUUGAGGGCUUCCGAGGAUGCCAGACUUGGUCCUUCUAGGCAGAGAAGAGAUCCUUCUGAGCUCAGGCAUUCGGAGUACAGCAGUGCCCCUGAGUAGCAUGGCCCCUUGGGGUCCUUAGGUUCAGAACCUGCCCAGGCUGGAGCACUGUGUGCCUCACUACUCCAGCUGUGGCCCGAGCUUCCAAGGAAGUCUCUAGAGCACAAGGGACCUUAUUGUACUUCUCCCAUGAUGACACUGGCUUGCUUUUUAAGCUGAUAGAAAUUUGGACAAAGCUGGAACCUUCUGAAAAAGUCAUGGGAGCAGAUCUGGUGGGCCUGUCACAGACAGCUGGCUGGGGCUCAGUCUCUGACUGUCCCUGGCCUUCAGGCAGGCUCAGGGUGAGCCUCCUGGACUCUGUAUUUACUAAAAUGGCUGAAGCACAACUCCUGGGCCCCUUUGUGCAAAGGCCACUUGGUUUCUGUCUGUUGUGGUUCACCCAGGCAGGUGCUCAGGUAACUACAGCCUCAAGUUCAUUAUAUACCCCAGGCAUCAUCCACUCCGGAACUGGUUAUUGCUUUCCUCCUUCUACCUGACAGGUUCCUCCUCCUGAUGAUGAAGUCUGGAAAUAAACUGUGUAUGGAAAUAUA